This is a messenger RNA of Gracilinanus agilis (Agile Gracile Mouse Opossum), 1701 nucleotides long. Its product is annotated as peroxisomal membrane protein PEX13-like. Gene Ontology annotation, cellular component: peroxisomal membrane; peroxisomal importomer complex; peroxisome. Lineage: Eukaryota; Metazoa; Chordata; Mammalia; Didelphimorphia; Didelphidae. Gene Ontology annotation, biological process: protein import into peroxisome matrix, docking. The record is from RefSeq and is a predicted model, not a curated record. Gene Ontology annotation, molecular function: protein binding.
GAGAUGGCGUCUCAGCCACCCCCUCCGCCUAAGCCCUGGGAGACCAGGAGGAUCCCCGGGGCUGGAACAGGACCGGGGCCUGGCCCCUCCUUCCAAUCUGCUGAUUUGGAUCCUACUUUAUUGACAAGGCCUGGGCAACCAACACUUACAAGAGUACCCCCACCAACUCUUCCAAGACCAUCUCAGCAGACAGGAAACAGCAAUCUGAACACUUUCGGACCUGCUUAUACUUCCUUUUCUUCUGCUUAUGGUGCAUAUGGAAAUUCCUUUUAUGGAAGCUACAAUCCUUACAGUUAUGGAUAUGGUGGGUUAGGGUAUAAUCGGUUCCGUAUGGAUGAUCUUCCUCCUAGCAGAUUUGUGCAGCAAGCUGAAGAAAGCAACAGAGGUGCAUUUCAGUCCAUCGAAAGUAUUGUGCAUGCAUUUGCUUCUGUCAGUAUGAUGAUGGAUGCUACCUUUUCAGCUGUCUAUAACAGUUUCAGAGCCGUUUUGGAUGUAGCCAAUCAUUUUUCCCGAUUGAAAAUACAUUUCACAAAAGUAUUUUCAGCUUUUGCAUUAGUUAGGACUAUACGGUAUCUGUAUAGACGAUUACAGCAGAUGAUGGGUUUAAGAAGGGGCUCUGAGAAUGAGGAUUUGUGGGCAGAAAGUGAAGGUACGGUGGCUUGCCUUGGCCCAGAAGACAGAGCAGCUAACUCUGCAAAAUCUUCGCCAAUAUUCUUGUUCUUUGCUGUUAUCCUUGGGGGUUCUUAUCUCAUCUGGAAACUGCUAUCCACUCACAGUGAGGAAAUAACAGCUACUACCAAUUGGGCGAGUGGUGAAGAUGACCAUGUUGUAGCUAGAGCAGAAUAUGAUUUUGCUGCUGUAUCUGAAGAAGAAAUUUCUUUCCGGGCUGGUGAUAUGCUAAACUUGGCACCCAAAGAACAAGGUCUCGCUAGCAUUGAUGGUCAAACAACCGGACUUGUGCCAGCUAAUUAUGUCAAAAUUCUUGGUAAAAGAAGAGGUAGGAAAACAGUGGAAUUGAAUAAGAUUACCGAGCAGCAACGAGCUUUUACCAACCCAGCACUAAUUAAUGGAACUACUGCUACUGACACAUUGGAGGAGCAGGAAGCUGCCUUUGAAUCUGUUUUUGUUGAAAAUAAUAAGGUUCCAGUUACAUCUGACUCCACUAGCAAAAGUGGAGAUAAACAAGAUCUUUGAUAUCCUACGUAUUUACUUACAAUCGAACUGUUUUCAAAAAAUAAGUUUUUUAUAUUUCUUUAAAAGAAAUAGCCCACAAUCUAAUACAAACAUUUAUUUUGGCUAUCCUAGGAGUUCUGCUGCUAGAAAAUAUUUAAGUUGUACUUUAGUAAACUGGUUCAGAACAUGACCUGGUUGCAUUCUACAAGAUACUGGAGUAGGAAGUUUUCUAGGUCCUGAAUUAAGACUGGCUGUUCUCAUCAAAUGCCCCAUUGUUUUUUGAAAGAGUUAUUUUGAUGAGCUAUGGAAUAUAUUAUUUAUUGGAAUGUAGAACUUGAUUAAAACUUCUAAACAGAUUGUCUCAGAAUCCUCAGAAAUUAGGAGAUAAUAUAAAAAUGUGAGAACUAGGCAAAAAACGAUUUGUUGUUUUUUAAGGACUCUAAGGACUCAAAAGUGGUUUAAGGGCAGGUAGACAGAGAUGUGUCCUGUAAGUAAUAACUCCUGAAUAAUAAGAAUUGUUUGACCUUA